Molecule: messenger RNA, 2668 nt
Organism: Terrapene triunguis (Three-toed box turtle)
Lineage: Eukaryota; Metazoa; Chordata; Testudines; Emydidae
Gene: NOL4L
Product: nucleolar protein 4 like
Exons: 8
Coding region: 48-1328 (426 amino acids)
Source: RefSeq, a predicted model, not a curated record
CGGCCCCGCAGCAGGAUGAGACAUCGGUGAGCAGCGAGGAUUUUGAUAUGAAUGACUCCACAUGGAUCUCGGCUGACCAGCAUCUUAACUCCAGUUUGAGCCCCAGUCAGGACGAGAGCAUGCGCAGCCCUCAGAAUCUCCACAGCCAGGAGGAUGAUGAUUCCUCAUCAGAGAGCUGCAGUGGGAACGGCUCCUCCACCCUGAACCCCUCCACCUCCAGCAGCACGCAAGGAGACAGCACCUUCCCAGAAAUGAACGGGAAUGGAACUGCUGCCCCCAUGGAUUUCACUGCUUCGGCCGAGGACCAGCCCAUCAACCUAUGUGACAAGCUCCCGCCUGCCCAUGUCACUCCUUCCUACCAGUCAGACAGCUGUGCUGACGGGCUGCGGAGCCGGGUGAAGUACACAGCAAAGACUACAGCCGAGUCCCCUCCAUACAGUUCUGGCAGUUAUGACUCCAUCAAGACCGAGGUCAGUGGCUGUCCGGAGGACCUGACCGUUGGCAGAGCACCCACAGCAGAUGAAGAUGACGACGACCAUGACGACCACGAAGAUAACGAUAAGAUAAAUGACUCAGAGGGGAUGGAUCCAGAGCGAUUAAAGGCCUUCAAUAUGUUUGUGCGCCUUUUUGUGGAUGAGAAUCUGGACCGAAUGGUUCCCAUCUCCAAGCAGCCCAAAGAGAAAAUCCAGGCGAUCAUCGAGUCCUGCAGCCGACAGUUCCCUGAGUUCCAGGAGAGAGCUCGCAAACGCAUUCGCACUUACCUCAAAUCCUGCCGCCGUAUGAAGAAGAACGGCAUGGAGAUGACCAGACCCACCCCACCACAUCUGACCUCAGCCAUGGCAGAAAAUAUCCUUGCAGCUGCAUGCGAGAGUGAAACACGGAAAGCAGCCAAGAGAAUGCGCCUGGAGAUAUAUCAGACAUCCCAGGAUGAGCCGAUCGCCUUGGAUAAGCAGCACUCCAGAGAUUCCACAGCCAUCACGCACUCCUCCUAUUCACUGCCAGCUUCGUCUUACUCCCAGGAUCCGGUCUACAUCAACGGAAGCUUGAACUACAGUUACCGUGGCUAUGGGACCCUUGGAGGCAGCCUGCAGCCACCCACUUCACUGCAAACAGGGAACCACAGUAACGGUCCUACUGAUCUCAGCAUGAAAGGUGGGGCCUCAAGUACAGCCCCUUCUAACAGCACCAGCAGGGGGAUGCCAGCUGCCCAGCUCAGCCCCACAGAGAUCAGUGCAGUGCGGCAAUUGAUUGCCGGCUACCGAGAGUCAGCGGCUUUUCUGCUUCGGUCUGCAGAUGAACUGGAAAACCUCAUUUUACAGCAGAACUGACUCCUGGUGUCUGUGUAGCUCCUGUGGCAGAAGACAAUUUACACCCUUUGGAAACAGGCUCCCACUGGUAUCCUGCUCAGGACUAACCAUCGUCCUCCCACCCAAUAGCUGGUACAUUUAGUUUUUAAAGGUGGAAUCCUAGAACUGUUUUCUUUCACACUCCGAGCACCUGGGACUUGGGGCACAAGGAUACAUUUUUGACUCUCUCACCACAGGUGCGCCUAGCUGAGCAGAAGAAGCCAAACCUACAGCUUGGAUGGGUGUGGGAUUUUUUUAGGGUGGAAGGGAGCCUAGGGAGGCUUGGGGCUGCAGAUGUAUUUAGAAUAACCUUUGUGGACCCCAACGUUAGAAUCCCAUCCCCAGAUAAUUACCUUUCAAGGUCUUAGGUGAGCAGAAUUGCAUAUUUAUUGAGAAAUGGACCCUCCUCUCCCCUUAGUAAUUUAUUUUUCUGAAAAUGGAUUCUUUUGAGUUUGUACAGAUUGCCAGUUUUGUGUCCGUCUGAUCAGAAGGAAUUUAUUCCUGUGAAAUAACACAUUCCAUAUCACUACACUACUAAUGGCUGAGCAGCUACACCUGCUUCUCCUGGGAGAGACCCCUUUGCACAGGAUGCAAGUUUGCCAUCUACCCCUAGAACUCCUAGGCUGCUCGGCCUCCAGCAAGCUUAGGCAGAAGCUGAACAAUGAGGAAAGAGUGUCUUGUUAGACCUCUAAGCAGUCCUGUAGCAGCAGCAAUGGGGUCCAAUAUCUCCUGCAGAGACUCAGCAAACCUCCAACUGGAAGGACCUCUCACACUCAUUUAGCUCAGUGCAGAGCAAAACAGGAAAUAUCUGAGAACCACUGUCAUGCAUUCACCUUUCAUUUCUACCUCACACUUCAUUGUGGGCUUUUUCCAGGACUCACCAGGAUUCUGAACAGUUCACCCCAUAAUGUGCAUGACUAUGAUGUGCAUCCAAGACUGGGGAGCAGACAAGUAGAUAACACUGAGGAGUCAAAACUAAGCCAGCAGAUGGACAACUGACCCAAGCUGGCUCCCUUUUUGUUCAGAAGAGAAGGAAGGACAUGCACUGCUGAUGGACAGUAGCUCACUGUCACAAUGGAUGAUGUCUGACCUCUCCUCAAUGAGGAAUCCCAGGCUGUCUCCACAAGUAUACAUGAAACCAGCGCUGGGGCAGCAGCAAGAGAACUGUUUAGAGAAACACACGUGAAUAAUAAAGACUAGUGCAGACUUUUAGGGAGAAAAGUAAACUAAACUUCAGUGAAACAACCAGGUCAUUCCUACUCAAAAGGAAAGAAUUAGGAGACCCUCAGCAGCAGAAAGGGUGGAAAUUCUCCCCAGGGCCC